Parnassius mnemosyne (clouded apollo) is the source of this 753-nucleotide messenger RNA. NCBI's taxonomy places the organism in Eukaryota, Metazoa, Arthropoda, Insecta, Lepidoptera, Papilionidae. The record is from the annotation of a GenBank genome assembly.
AUGGCUCCACAUACGGGUUCGGCUACUCCUGAACAAAUUGAUGCACUCCUCAAUUUCCUGGACGAGCAUAGGGAUCUUGCUCGCGGGAGAUUGAGGAGUCUAGAAGGAAAAGUCCAGGCGAAGAGGCUGUGGGAUGAAUUGUGCAAUACGCUCAAUUCCAUGGGCGGUUGCAUAAAGACAGUUCAGCAGUGGCAGAAGGUAUGGUUUGAUAGAAAACAUCUGGCCAAAAAAGCCGCUGCUGAUUCCCGGAGGUCGGCUUCAAUGACUGGAGGUGGUCCAUCAGUGGCACCCCAACUCUCCCAUUCGGAAUUAAAAGUCUUAUCCAUAAUGGGAGAUGGGUUCGGUGACCGCCAAAUUGGAGCCAGAGUGCCAGCUUUCACUGAAACGAAUGAAUCCAGACCAUCAACCUACAGUCAAGGAAGCCAACUGCAGCAGCAGAGCCUGGACUUGCAUGUAGAAGUUCAGGAGUACGCCGACCCAAGCAAAGAAAGCCAGCAGAUCUACUCUAAUUCAACGAAAAACGAAAUUUCGAUCGAAAUUGAUACACAAGAAGCCUCACAAUCUGCACGUCCCAGAAGAAUACGAUCUGCUGCUGGCUCCGAUGUCAGAAGUAGGUUGUACCAGUAUGAAGAUGGACGUGCAGAGAGAGAGACAGUGAGGAACACCGAGCUCGCAGGCAUCAGGGCUGCCUUGGAAGAGUUGCGUGACAUAGGGCGAGAUUAUUUAGAGUUUUUAAGGCAAAAUAGGCGUUAG